UGGAAGGCAAACUCCUGCUUCUACGUUGAGAAUUAGCUGGGGUACAACUGCAUGCAUUUCUACGUGUAUUUGAAUCAAUUAUAACCGCGUGACACAAUAAGAGGAAGUUUGUUUUAUUGUUUCAGUUUCACGCACUUAAUUUUCAAAGUGUCCUGUACGAGGGCAAACGGCAGGAGUUUGAAAGCCUACUAAAAUAAUCUGCCUAUUUACCCAUAAUUCUUAGGAUCGCUAUCCUCCUCAACUAUUAGUUUAACAACAUGGCGUAGUAUUUAUAAAUCUAUAAUGAUCCAGGGAUUGCUUAUCUCGGACAUGCAGACGUAUUGAACCCACUGUAUGUGGACGUUUAACUAUUGCAAUAUGCAAGGUGUGCUGAUCCGACGGGAAGCUCCCUAUUCGAUUAGAGUUCCGAGAAUUCUGGCCCACAAAUACGUAUAGUUGCUUCGACAAAUUCACACAAUGAGUCCUCAAGAAUGAGACAACACGUGUGACUGGAAGUUAUGUGAUACCACUAAUAACAUCUAGAAGCAGUCAUUGACAAAGUAGCACUGAAAGAAGAGAAGAACGCUAAAUCAAGGCUGUAAAUAAGACAGCAUAAGUGCGCUGCAGCACAGGAGAGCAGACAUGGCCUCCCUCCGUGCUCUCUUGGCACUGUGCUCUCUGACAGUCCCCCUGGCCCUUUGUGUUCCACCCAUUGAGACCCAGCCAGAGCAGGUGCAUUUGUCCUAUCCAGGGGUUCCCUGCUGCAUGGUGAUUACCUGGACGACCUUCAACGAGACGGAGAGCGUGGUGGAGUACAGCGCGUGGGGUGGAAAGCUCUUUAAUCAGGUGGCCAAGGGCACCAGCACCGUUUUUGAGGAUGGGGGAUCAGAGAAGAGAAGGCUCUACAUUCACCGGGUCACACUGGCAGGCCUCAGGCCUGGUUCUGUUUACGCGUAUCACUGCGGCAGCGAGGCUGGCUGGAGUGAAGUCUUCUACUUCACUGCCCUUAAUGAAAGCACCACCUGGAGCCCCAAGUUCGCUCUCUUUGGGGACAUGGGCAAUGAAAACCCCCAGUCACUGGCCAGGCUGCAGAAGGAGACGCAAAUUGGAAUGUACGACGCCAUCUUGCAUAUUGGGGAUUUUGCAUAUGACAUGGAUGAGGACAAUGGCAGAAUUGGGGAUGAGUUCAUGAGGCAGAUCCAGUCCAUCGCUGCCUAUGUGCCAUACAUGACUUGCCCUGGGAACCAUGAGAGCGCAUACAACUUCUCAAACUACAGAAAUCGCUUCAGCAUGCCGGGAGACACAGAGAGCCUGUGGUACAGCUGGAACAUAGGGCCAGCUCACAUUGUCUCUUUCUCCACUGAAGUCUACUUCUUUCUUGACUAUGGCGUAGAUCUCAUUUUCAAGCAGUACGAGUGGUUGAGAAAGGACCUGGAGGAGGCCAACAGGCCAGAGAACAGGAAGGUGCGACCCUGGAUCAUCACCAUGGGACAUAGGCCCAUGUACUGCUCCAAUGACGAUAAGGAUGACUGCACUCAGUUUGAGAGCUAUGUUCGAGUGGGGCGCAACGAUACCAAACCUCCUGCUCCAGGUCUGGAAAAUCUGUUCUACCUGUAUGGAGUGGACUUGGAGCUGUGGGCUCAUGAACAUACAUAUGAGAGGCUGUGGCCCGUCUAUGGGUACAAGGUGUUCAAUGGAAGCAUAGAAGAGCCGUACAUGAAUCCUAAAGCUCCAGUUCACAUCAUAACUGGCUCCGCUGGAUGCCGGGAGAAGCACGACGGGUUCGUCCCCAAGCCAAGGGGCUGGAGCGCAUUCCGGAGCACUGACUACGGCUACACCCGCAUGCAGGUGCUCAACCGCACACACCUGUACCUGGAGCAGGUCUCUGAUGACCAGUACGGCAAAGUGAUCGACAGCAUCUGGCUGGUGAAGGAGCAGCAUGGGGUGGCAGCCUGGCUCUGACCACACUACUCAAUGCAGGGAUGCAAGGAUCUAAAUCAAACCAAUCUACCUGAGACUGCUCUGACGCAGUGCACUUUCAAAUCACAAUCAACAGUAUGCUGCACUUUAGUCUCUUAAAGGGACAUAAUACUAAGUUGUAAUAACAUGGUAAGAUAAUACUAACUCCCGUCAAAGGGAUAAGGCAAGUGAUUUUUCUUUUCUACAUUAAUUCAAUAUAACUAGUGAUAACACACAGAGUGUACUUUCUGAAUUGGACAGAUGAGAUGAUUUCUGGAGGCUGUCUGGUCAGGAUUUAUAAAGUGACCUUUUGGAUGAAUCUUAUUCUAGAGCCAUAAUGAAAAAAUACAACACUUUUGGAAUUCUGUAACUCCAUCUACAGUGUCCCGAUAUAAUUAAAUAAAAGCAUUCAGCAAAGAGCACAUGGAUGCAUGCUAGAAAGUUCUUAGAUGGUUCAUAAACGAUGUUUGACUGGAUCAAAUGUAACGUGAAUCCAUAAUGUAUUUAUGUUAGCGGAUACACAUGUUGUGGCUUACUGCCCAAAGAUAAGAGGUUUACUUUGUAAUGUUUUGAUACUGUGUAAUUUUUAGCCCAUGUUUCAUUAAUCUUAACUGCUAAAAACCAAGACUGAUUAAGCCUUUCUUAUCAAUUAUGUAAGUAUAAUGGUUUUAAUGUAAAUAAAGAUGAUUAAACUUUUUUCAGUUUUUUUAUAAUGUACAUGGAAAGAUACUGUAUAUAGCCUUUGAGAUGGAGCAAAGGCUUUGUGAUUGUCUGUACCAAUAAAAUCCA
Megalops cyprinoides (Indo-Pacific tarpon) is the source of this 2727-nucleotide messenger RNA. It is a transcript of the gene acp7, whose product is annotated as acid phosphatase 7, tartrate resistant (putative). Lineage: Eukaryota; Metazoa; Chordata; Actinopteri; Elopiformes; Megalopidae. The record is from RefSeq and is a predicted model, not a curated record. The transcript is spliced from 15 exons. Gene Ontology annotation, molecular function: metal ion binding; acid phosphatase activity. The coding region runs from base 622 to 1941 and encodes 439 amino acids.